UCGAGGUGUGAUGUCGUCAUGAGAGUCCGUGGAAACGCUGGUCGCCUGGAAACCGGGGAGCUGGUUGUGUUGCUAAGGAGCGCUACUGCCGCCUGUCCGGGGAACCUGAGGCCUGCAGAUUGGAGACAUGGACGCCACUACGAAGCCCCUGAGAAUCCCCCCGAACAUGGCUGUGUAUGCAGAGGAGCACAACGUCUUCGAUAUCAUCCAGAAAAUGGUGCAAAAGCUCCUCAUUGACAGACCAGAAGAUCCCAUCCAGUAUAUGAUUGACCACUUGCGGAAGGAUAAUGAUGACGUACCACGAAUUAUUGUUUUGGGCCCACCUGCAUCAGGAAAACACACUAUAGCAAAGAUGCUAUGUAAGCGUAUGAAUGCCACUCACCUUUCUCCAGAGAAUAUGUUGUCAAAUGAUGUCUCAACGCUGGUGGAAGAAGCUCGAUCGUACAAAGAUAAAGGCCAGGAAAUCCCAGACGCUCUGUGGGCCAGGAUCAUCCAGGAGCGACUGUCAAAAGUGGACUGCGUGAAACGAGGCUGGGUGCUGGAGGGGUUUCCCCGCACAAGAGAUCAGGGCUUACUGCUGCAGAUGAACGGCUCGUCUCCUAAUCAUUUCGUGGUGCUAGAAGCCCCAGAUAUUGUCCUUAUUGAGCGAAACAUGGGAAAGAGAGUUGAUCCCACCACUGGAGAGGUGUACCAUACAACCUUCGAUUGGCCAGAUGAUCCAGAAGUACAAAAAAAUUUAGUGGAAGCAGAGGGGAUCUCAGAGGAGGAAACUGGGCAGAAAUUGCUAGAAUAUCAUAGAAAUGUUGCCGGAAUUCUUCGCACCUUUUCAAAGAUACAUAAGAAGAUCAACGCUGACCAACCAUGCAUGGAUGUCUUUUCUCAAGUUCUGACCUUUGUUCUAACCAAGCCGCGCUCUCUGGCCCCUCAUACGCCACGCGUUCUUCUCUGCGGGCGGCCAGGAAGUGGAAGGAGCCUACAGGCUGCAUUCCUGGCCCAGAAAUACAAUAUUGUGAACAUUUCUUGUGGCCAGUUGCUAUUGGAAAAUGUUGCUGACCAGACAAAGCUUGGACAGUCGAUUGAGCCGUAUAUCGAGAAUGAACAGCAAGUUCCGGAUAAUCUUGUCCUGAGGGCCCUCACUGAUCGUCUCAGCAGGCUGGAGUGCAACACACAUGGCUGGGUACUUCACGGAUUCCCAAGAGACCUGGAGCAGGCCAGUCUACUGAACGACGCCGGCUUUAUUCCCAACAGGGUUUUCUUCCUGGAUAUCCCAGACGAUGUUGCUGUGGAGCGUCUGUCUUUGCGUAUGACAGAUCCGGUCUCUGGAGAGAGGUAUCACAGCCUCUACAAGCCGGCCCCGAGAGUAGAGGUUCACAAUCGUCUUCAGCGGAACCCCAAGGACGCAGAGGAAACUGUUGGGGCGAGGUUAGACAUGUAUCAUGCUAAUGCCGAGGAGCUGGAGGAAUUUUAUCAAGAUGUCAUUCAUGUUAACGCUGAUCAAGACCCAUACACCGUCUUUGAGUUUAUUGAGAGCUGCAUUGUCAAGCCCCUUCCCAAGAGCCUCCCUGGGGACUCUCCAUCUCCCUAAUCACUGGCAGCAUAUACAGCGCUCCCUAUUAGCUUAAAUUAGCUAGCGCUGAUCCACAAGGUGUGCUUUUAUUCCACCUAAGGCUGCCGAGUCUCUGCACCUACCAAGUUCAGCAGUGUCAUCGUGGAACACCAACCUCAAAUAUAAACUGACGGUGUUCACUUAGACACAUUUAAAUGACAAUUAAAUCUUUUAUUUGAUCGGUU
Rana temporaria (common frog) is the source of this 1791-nucleotide messenger RNA. It is a transcript of the gene AK8, whose product is annotated as adenylate kinase 8. The transcript is spliced from 13 exons. Gene Ontology annotation, biological process: nucleoside triphosphate biosynthetic process. Gene Ontology annotation, cellular component: cytoplasm. Lineage: Eukaryota; Metazoa; Chordata; Amphibia; Anura; Ranidae. Gene Ontology annotation, molecular function: nucleoside diphosphate kinase activity; ATP binding; AMP kinase activity. Bases 128 to 1585 code for a protein of 485 amino acids. The record is from RefSeq and is a predicted model, not a curated record.